Molecule: messenger RNA, 797 nt
Organism: Cucurbita pepo subsp. pepo (vegetable marrow)
Lineage: Eukaryota; Viridiplantae; Streptophyta; Magnoliopsida; Cucurbitales; Cucurbitaceae
Product: Ribosomal protein L34
Biological process (GO): translation
Cellular component (GO): ribosome; mitochondrial large ribosomal subunit
Molecular function (GO): structural constituent of ribosome
Source: RefSeq, a predicted model, not a curated record
GGUGAGUUGUUUUAAAAGGAAAACCGCCACCAACCCACCCGAAAUUUUCUUUCUUCCCCUUCGCUCUCCUGCGACGGCCACACCAACCUUACGUUUUUCCGCACACUGUCACCAACCUCACCGCCACGCCUAUAUUUGAUUUCCAAGUGUUAGUGAGCUCGUUCUUUUGCUCAUGGCGUCCAAACUUUUGAUUCGGACGGGAAAUUCUUUGAUGAAUCGAUUGCGAUUAAGUUCGACGCAUCAGAAUAACUGGAUUUGGAGUAGCCAAUCUCUGUCCCAGGGGCAUGGUGUUGAUGUCACUCCGAUGCUAUUUCCUUCGGUCUCUAAGCAUCAGCCUGCUCACCAUUUGCAGCAGAAUGAUACCGAAUCAUUGAGAAAGCUCGAAUCAGAAGGCAUUUUCUUCCCUUUCGGUCUUCCGUCGCUCCGGUUCUUCUUGCCCGACGGAGAUACUUCUUCGACUCAAGAACCAAUGCUCUUAUUUCCUAAAAGGACUUUUCAGCCUAGCACCAUCAGGCGAAAAAGGAACCAUGGAUUCUUUGCCCGCAAAGCAACCAAGGGUGGGCGGAAAGUUAUUGCUCGAAGGAUUGCAAAGGGCCGAUCAAGAAUAACUGCAUAAUGUUCAUCUCAAGUCAGCUGUCCAAGCUAUUUGAGAUGGUUGCAUUUUCAAAAGUGUCAAAGAUUUAUGAGAAGGCAAAGAGGAGUUGACAGGGAAUUUGUACAUUCUCGAAGACUAGACAUUAAAACUUGAAACCAUUGGUAUACAAAGCUAUACGUAGUUCAGUGCCUAUCUUUGGACA